ACAUUACUUGGGUAUUUGGAGGAGACGAACUGAAAAUUUUACAAAGUAUAAACAAAUAGUUCUUUUUUGUUUGUUUCAUUAUUGAAUAUAUUAUUAAUAAAUGCAUAAUUAUAAUAUUUAAACUAAUUAUUAUUCAAAUUAUUACAGGUUGAAAACCUUAAUUGUUGUAUUGAAAAUAACAUGGGUCGUUCAAUUAAGCUUCUAUUUAUAGCUUGUACUUUUUUAAGUAUCGGUCAACGAUUUUCUUCCGGAGCCGAAUGGAAAAAAGUUCAACAGGAUAAUAGAAAAAAUUAUCAAAUUCGUCUUUCAACAGAUGAAAUCGUCUAUUACGUAACAGGUGGAAUAAUGAUCAUUUGUUUCGUUCUCCUAAUAUUCAAGUAUGCAGCUACUCAUCCUCAAAAUUUCGACAAUGAGAUGUUUCCAAAUUGUUCAAUUUACGUUGUUAGUACGGGAAUUAACGGAGGAACGAGAGUGAAAAGGAUGAGGAAUUUAGCCGAAUUGAACUAUUAG
Molecule: messenger RNA, 510 nt
Organism: Dimorphilus gyrociliatus
Lineage: Eukaryota; Metazoa; Annelida; Polychaeta; Dinophilidae
Source: the annotation of a GenBank genome assembly